Molecule: messenger RNA, 1859 nt
Organism: Cricetulus griseus (Chinese hamster)
Lineage: Eukaryota; Metazoa; Chordata; Mammalia; Rodentia; Cricetidae
Source: RefSeq, a predicted model, not a curated record
AUGCUUUGUCUGAAGAUGCUUCCGUUUCUGUUCUUACUCCACAUACAGCUUGCCAAGGCCUUUCCGGUACCCCCUGAAAACCUGGAAGAGGAAAAUGUAAAAACUGUUGAGAAAUACCUACAAAAAUUCUACCACUUACCAAGCAAUCAAUUUCGCUCUGCAAGGAGGAACAGCACAAUGGUGACAGAGAAGCUUAAGGAAAUGCAGCGCUUCUUUGGCUUGGCUGAGACAGGGAAGGCAGAUGCAGCUACCCUGGAGAUGAUGAGAAAGCCUAGAUGUGGAGUGCCUGACUCUGGUGAUUUCAUGCUAACCCCAGGAAGCCCCAAGUGGACACACACUAACCUGACCUACAGGAUUAUAAACUGUACCCCACAGUUGUCAAAGGCUGCAGUGAAAACAGCAAUUGAGAAAGCCUUUCAAGUGUGGAGUGUGGCAUCACCCCUGACCUUCACGGAGCUCUCAAAGGGAGAAGCAGACAUCAACAUUGCUUUUGUCCCAAGAGAGCAUGGUGACAAUUCUCCAUUUGAUGGACCCAAUGGGAUCCUCGCCCAUGCCUUUCAGCCAGGUCAGGGGAUUGGAGGAGAUACCCAUUUUGAUUCAGAAGAAACAUGGACUCAAGAUUCCAGAAAUUACAACCUGUUUCUUGUGGCUGCUCAUGAAUUUGGCCAUUCCUUAGGACUCUCUCACUCCUCUGAUCCUGGUGCCUUGAUGUAUCCCAACUAUGCUUACAGUGAGCCCAGCACCUACUCACUCCCUCAAGAUGAUAUCAAUGGCAUUCAGACACUCUAUGGACCUUCAAACAGCCCUAUCCAACCUACAGGGCCCAGCACACCCACAGCCUGUGACCCCCACCUGAGAUUUGACGCUAUUACCACACUCCGAGGGGAGAUUUACUUCUUUAAAGACAAGUACUUCUGGAGGCGGCACCCUCAGCUUCGAGAAGUUGAACUCAAUUUCAUCUCUCUGUUCUGGCCAUUCCUACCCAGUGGUCUUCAGGCUGCCUAUGAGGAUUUUGACAGAGACCUAGUUUACUUGUUCAAAGGCAGACAGUACUGGGCUCUAAGGGGCUAUGACAUUCAGCGAGGUUACCCCAGGGAUAUUUCCAACUAUGGAUUUCCAAGCAGCGUCCAAUCCAUUGAUGCAGCUGUUUCCUAUAGCGGGAAGACAUACUUCUUUGUAAACAACCAAUGCUGGAGAUAUGACAAUAGAAGAGGAUCCAUGGACCCAGGUUAUCCCAGAAGCAUAUCAAGUGCUUUCCCAGGAAUAAACUUUAGAGUUGAUGCAGUCUUUCUGCAGGAUUCCUUCUUCCUCUUCUUCAGUGGACCACAAUAUUUUGCAUUUAAUCUUGUCACUCACAGAGUCACUAGAAAUGCAAGAAGCAAUUUAUGGCUUAACUGUCCAUUGAGGUGAAGUAAAGUCAAAUGUCCUUGUCUCUAAUCUAUGAAUACAAAAGGGAAGCUCAGUCCGCAUAUUCAUCCUGUGUGUCCUGCUUAUACUUUCCUCAGGCGUGGCUAACUCUGCAGUGGUCCUGGAAGAAUUGGUAUUUGUAAUCUCCCUUUCUCGGCUGAUUCCUUCUGCACACCCCGUGCCUGGCUAGUGAACACAAAGAGACAGCAAGCUGCUCAGUCAGCUUAACCCAAGCUGUUUCAUUAUCUGCCCUUCUGCCUUCUGCCUCCUAAACCUCCCAUUUUACUACUUGCUUAUCGGACUCCCAGUAUUCCUAAAUCUCUUCAAAAUCUAGCAAUGGAUUUUGAUUACACACAGGAUUAUAAACAACAUAGAGAUUACCCCCCACUCCCAGUCUUUACCAGAAAAAAAAAGUGCUGUUAUUUCCUCCCUUGUGAGAAUAUAUUUUUCGA